This is a messenger RNA of Monascus purpureus, 1265 nucleotides long. The record is from the annotation of a GenBank genome assembly. NCBI's taxonomy places the organism in Eukaryota, Fungi, Ascomycota, Eurotiomycetes, Eurotiales, Aspergillaceae.
UAUGGAGGCUCCGUUGACUCCGUUCACGGUCCUCCAAAUUCUGCCGGAAGUCAUCACGACAAUAAGCAGUUUGACUGCUCACGUCAGGAUGAUUCGGCCACAAGUACGGCAAGUAUUACUUUCCGAGCCCGCGAGACUCGUAGAAAGGGGCCUCUGGUUUUCAAUUCGUCAAUUCUCUCAUACCCAGCGACAGGCAAUUGAAAGCAAAGGGGGAUCUCCAGUUCGGCCCGGACCUGCGACCGGUUCAGACAAAUCCACAACCUCAUCUUCGCGCCCACCGCUCAGCCGGGCUAAGACUUCCCCAAAUCCUCGAAGUUCUGCGUAUGAUCGUGCUCGUCCUCAACGGGUCGUCGAUGCAAGGUCGCUUGCAGCAUCUCAAGCGGGUGGCCAGCCUGCCAAUGUUUUGCGAGUGCCUAAGUUGCGAAACAUCCGAAAUUUGAUUCCAUCACGCAAUCGCAAACCCAGACCGCAGCCUGCCGCUAUUAAGGCAAAGGCUGGUCCAAAACGUCGAGAGUCUGCUCGUCCCAGACGGACAAGGAAACAGUCGGAAGAUGAAGAAGGAGAUGAUCUACGAGAAACACAAAUAGAGGCCGUGCUUCGGGAGCAGUCAGCAAAGGGAAGUCAAGUUCCAAUCCGGUAUAAUCCGCGAAUCCAUAAUUUUUCCACGUUGAAGGAGACUUGGCCUUCUCUGCCAAUGGAUGCAGCUUCUCGUGCAAGCAGUGCCUUGGAGAAGCUAUCCUGGUUAAGCGACCGUUAUCCAAACGGGUAUGUGCCACCACACGAAUUGGGAAGACGGCUAUUUGAAGGUCAGAAUGUUCUCUUUUUCAGCGAAGAGGAGAAGGCUCGAGCGGUAGAGGAAGCCAGGAAAUUGGCUCAGCGAAGAGCGGACAGAUUAAGCCAGCGGAAAGGUGAUCUAGUUGAACCGGAAGAGAUCUCUUUCAAAGGGAUCAGUGCAGAAAAUCGAGAGAAAUUACUCGCGGGCAUUGUGAGGGGCGAAUAUCCCAGGCUAGAAGUCUCGACCAACAAGUCGCCCAUCCUUGAGGCUGUUUCUAAGAACCUCAGAAACAACCAGACAUAUCAUACUGCUGGGAAGAGCUCGCAGUUCGUUGCCAAACUAAAUUCUCUUAUCGUCAGCAGUCGCCACACCAGAUCAGCAGCAUAGGAGUUUAGACCGCGGCGAUGAUAUGGUAAUUGUCUGUUAUUUAUCCGCAUCUUUGCAUUUUGAACUCGAAAUUCUGUAUGUAAGAAAUCCAAUUUGAACGCAU